Molecule: messenger RNA, 6407 nt
Organism: Pogoniulus pusillus (Red-fronted tinkerbird)
Lineage: Eukaryota; Metazoa; Chordata; Aves; Piciformes; Lybiidae
Gene: FGF13
Product: fibroblast growth factor 13
Exons: 5
Coding region: 980-1717 (245 amino acids)
Biological process (GO): regulation of voltage-gated sodium channel activity
Cellular component (GO): cytoplasm; nucleus
Molecular function (GO): growth factor activity; sodium channel regulator activity
Source: RefSeq, a predicted model, not a curated record
AUAUGGGGCUUGCUGCGUUGCCUCAUUUCUGUGCCCGGCGCGGAGCUAGUGGGAUGUGCGCGGGUGCGCGCAUCGCUGCCUGAGGAUCGCGGCUGCUCCUGCUGCUACUCCUUGUCCUGCUUCUGCUGAUCCUGCUGCUGCUGCUGCUUUCCUGCUGCAGUCCCGGCGCUGAGCUGCCGGCGGGCGGGUGCCAGAGGAGCCCCGGCUGUUUUCCUGCCUGGUGACAAGAGCUGCGCUGCGAGAGCCGAACGCGUCCCUGGAGAGGAGGCUGCGCUGACAGCGGCACCUGUGAGGAGCGGAGGGGAAGAGGCUGCCCGAGGCAUUAAACAGCAGCAGACACCCUAGGCUCCAGACAUCAGCACCUCUGCGCAAGUGUCUCCACCACCCCUUGCUUCGGAUCACUUCUUAAAGAAGAAGAGGAAAAGGGAUACAGAAAACCCCUGCAGCUGGGCAGCCCCUGCUGGAGUCUAACAGGUGUUUGCUGGGAUUUGAAUGGGGAGGGGGCGGGUGGGGAGAAAAGUUAACUGGAGAAACUGGGGCUAGGAGAGAUGCAAUGAUCUUGCACCAAGUGGAUGUGCCAUGUCUGCAUGUGAAUAGCGCAUCUGGAGAAGCUCAGAGGGAUGUCUGGCAAGUGAUCUGCUUGAUCUCCGUAGAAACGCUCACCUCUGCCUGCAAACUUUGCCCUGACAGAAGUUGGCAGAAAUAAAAAAAGGCAUCAGAAAAACCAAAGGGGAAGAUCUCAGCCGACAGAAACACUUGAGCUAAACUGUUGCAUCCUGACCCAGGGCUCUGGUGUGAGCAUCCCACCAGUUGUCUCCCGGGCUCCCAAGCCAAUUGGUGGUGGGCGACGUUGGCCACAGUGCCCGGCAGUGUCCCCAGCACUGGGGACAGGCCGAGCAGCAUGCUGGCUGCGGUGCCCGCGGCCGGCAACCGAACCCCGCGUACCUGAGCCGCCAGUGGUGCCGGGGCCGUGGCGGCCAUGGCUGCAGCCAUCGCCAGCUCCCUGAUCCGCCAGAAGAGACAAGCCAGGGAGCGGGAGAAGUCCAAUGCCUGUAAGUGUGUCAACAGCCCCAGCAAGAGCAAGGGAAGCUGCGACAAGAACAAGUUGAAUGUGUUUUCCAGGGUCAAACUCUUUGGCUCCAAGAAAAGGCGAAGGCGGCGACCAGAGCCUCAGCUUAAAGGUAUAGUAACAAAACUAUACAGCAGGCAAGGAUACCACUUGCAGUUGCAAGCAGAUGGAACAAUUGAUGGAACAAAAGAGGAGGACAGUAGUUAUACUUUGUUUAACCUCAUACCUGUGGGUUUACGAGUGGUGGCGAUUCAGGGGGUUCAAACAAAAUUGUAUCUGGCAAUGAACAGUGAAGGAUACCUAUAUACAUCAGAACAUUUUACACCUGAAUGCAAGUUCAAAGAAUCAGUAUUUGAAAACUACUAUGUGACGUACUCCUCGAUGAUCUACAGACAGCAACAGUCUGGCCGGGGCUGGUAUUUGGGGCUUAACAAAGAAGGAGAGAUAAUGAAAGGAAACCACGUCAAGAAAAAUAAACCUGCAGCACAUUUUCUUCCCAAACCACUAAAAGUGGCCAUGUACAAAGAGCCUUCUCUCCACGAUCUCACAGAGUUCUCAAGAUCUGGAAGCGGGACCCCAACAAAGAGCAGAAGCGUUUCAGGAGUGCUAAAUGGGGGUAAAUCUAUGAGCCAAAACGAGUCAACGUAGCCAGGUUCAGGCCAGCCAAGUGCUCUCUAAACAGAACCUUACCUCUGGAUGCAGUUGAAUUCUUACUAGCAGUCUUUUCAUCCAAAACGUUCAAUUGCCCAGGACAAGCCACCGAACUUGCAUAGGUCACUCGUUUAUCAGCCAUUAGAUCUCCUGGUUGUCAAAGGAUACACCCCAAUAACCUAGAAUAUGCUUGUGCAUAUCACAAGGCACUUGGAUAGCCAGCAAAACGUAACUGUGGGAUAAAUCUCGGAGAAGAAAUGUCCAGCUCUUUCUCUCUCUUUCUCUGUCUCUUUCUCUCUCUCUCUUAUGCUUUGUGGAAUACGAAACAAAAACAUUUCACAGCAUUCACUGCUGAUAAGAAUUUGCUUUCCAACUCAGAAAAACAACCAACCAACCAAAAAAAAAACCCAAACAAAAAAAGACCACUUUUGCUCUUCAAAGGAAAUUUUAACGCUUGUAUGUUUUAUAGGGGCAAGCAAACAACAAACAGAUGUGUAAACUCUGUUGUUUCCUUGGCUUUACUGUUUUAUAUCCAAGGCUUGAGAGAUAUAUAUAUAUAUUAAUUAACAAAAAGUUAUCCUUUAAUUUGGAAUAGUGCAACUUUUUUUUGUUUGUUUUUGCUUUCUGAACUCCAAUGGGUCUUUAAAGCUUAUGUCUUUAAAACAAAUAAUUAAAGCUAAAAAAAUAAAUCAGGGUUGGAACUGAGAGUUGGCAUCUCAGGCUCAAGCAAAACAAAGUCUUCUCAUGGGUUUUAAACACAACGAAAUAGACAUUUUUUUAUAGAUUUGUAGUUUCUGGUCAAGUUCUUGUGCUAAACCCCCAGUCUUGUAGGAACUGAGUCGUUUUGUUCUCCUCAAGUGGAAGUUUUAAUGGGAAGGGAUGAAAAUUAUCCCCCGGGGUGUAGAAUUUCCUCUUAAUUCCAUUUUGUGCGUCAUGUUUAAAACUAUUUGUUGUGGCUUCUUCUUUUUCUUUCUUUUUUUUGCCCUUUUUUCUUUUCUCCUAAAGACAGAAACUGUGGAAUGAAAGUGACUUUUAAUUAUUAUUCCUUUUUUUUUAUAUAUAUAUAUAUAAAAGAAAUGUCUUCUUUGUAAAAGUCCUUUCACUGUACCAGGCACGUGAAUAUUGUGUAGGAGGAAGACGUUAGGACAGGUUACCCCUAAAUGACAAUAUCCUUAACCAUGCUAUUGGAAACAAUUGUUUAAAAAAGAAAAAAAAAAGGAAAAAUUAAACAAAAAAAAAUAGAGUAGUUAGGUUUCCAUUUAGCUCAUCAUGUCUGUUGCAUGGGAGAAAGUUGGAAUAUUGGCCUAGAGUUGCAUGAUGUGUUAAGAUUUUUGUGCAUUAACCAUCGUUGGAUUCUGUGCUCCAAAAUUGACGUAGUUCCAUGCAGGCAGUUUUCUGCUGCCUCCUACUAAAACAAACAAAAGAAUUGUUUAUAAUUUGUUGUAUACACAACCAUGCAUUGAAUAAACUAUUUCUAUUAAGAUGUAAUUUUUUUUUUAACAACAACAACAAAAAAAAAAUGAGCUUGUUUGGUUACCUGAUGUACAAUCCCUGCCUGAUUUCAAAGGGGGAAGGGUUGGGCAGUUAAAUGAUCGAGUUAGAAGCUAGACUGUAAUGAAUGUUCCAAACCUUUCUGUGUGCUGGGUUGAUCCCCUGUAAUGCCAUAUGCUGUACAAAUGACAACCUGUGCUUUCUUUUGGAUAUCCUUAGAACUGGUCUCACACACCCAGCCGAGAUACUCAAAACAUGCUGAGCAUUCAGUGCCACAAAGCCUUGGUAACGCUCCGCCGCGCGCCGCAGGAGCCCCAGUGGAUUGUGCUCCUCUGCUUUGAGCUUCUCCAACUUCUCGGUGUCUGUCCUCCCUGUUAGAGUUCCCUUAGUGCAGCCACAUAGUGCUACCUGGCAGCACACUUGCCCUCGCAGCAGGGGAGGCCCAAACUGGCCUGGUAAGUCAAGCCCUGCUUAUGCCUUGGUGGCACCUUGAGGAUGCUCAGCAUUGCUGUGCACUUUAGGGGCCAGCAUUGUCUGGUCUUGAGGAAAGCUCUGCCUCCUGCCUUUGUGUACAUGCUCUGGAGAGAAAACAUCCCUCUCUCCUGCCUUUGCUCUCUGAAAACAUCAGUGAGGACUUUGCUCAUCUACACCAUCCAGGCAGCUCUGACAGGUGAGCUUCACUCACCAAGGUGGUUCAAAAAGUACUAGGAGGAAAAAGCUGUAAUCGUGGGUGGCUGAAGAUCCAGUGCUGGAAAGCAGUGAAGGAAAUGAAAGCAAAAGCUACUAUCAAUGUUAGCCUGAAAUUAAAAGCAGGUACUUUGCUGUCUGCUCUGUGUGCCUCCUGCUUCAGCAGACUGGAAUUAGACCUCAGAGCAGGCUGGGAGGACAAUGUGGGGGUAGUUAUGGUUGAGCUGAGAGAGGAGAGAAGAGAAGGAGAUGCUAUUUCAGAUCAGCCCCCCCCCCCAGAUUUGUGGGUUUGUGGUGAAUAGCAGGCAAAGAGCUUUGCCUUGCUGAGCUUCCAUGUGGAAGAAGAGCAUUGCCUUCUCCAAAUACUACCAUUUUGCUGUCCUUUAGAGGAUUUGGGGGUCCUCAGCUCUCCCCUUUCCAGCAGGUGAAGGAUGUGGGAGCACAACCAAUGCCACAGAAACCCUUGACGGUUGAAGACACAGCUGUGAUUUCUCCAGAGUCUGAGUCUGGAGCAUGUUUCCCUUCAGCCAAGUGCGGUGUGCCUUUGUGUGAAGCAUCUCUCUUAAACCUCCCAACCCCAAACACUGAACUUUUUGAGUGCAAGUUAAAAUAGGAGUCUGAGUGCCUUGGGAACGUAAAAGCUGGUUAGAAAAUAGGUGUGUUUGUGGCAAAGCUAGUUCAAUGCUGGGUGUUUGCUGUCCCAGAGGCACGCGGAGGCCUGCUGCUUGCCUUUAUGCUACAGCCUGGUAUUCCCCAUCUCUGGUACCUCUGACCUUGAAGGUCAGCUGCAGCUGAAGAAAAAUGCUCAUCUCACAAAUGGUCCCUUCUGAUCCAUUUGGUAUUGACAUUGGCAUCAGCUGUGACCGCUGAAUGCCAAGUCCCUGCUUUCAAAGGCUUCAGUACACCAAGCUAACAAAGGCCAUGCUUGGACUCAGAUGAGAAAGCUGUGAUGAGCCAUUAAAAAAAAAAAGCUGGUUCUGAUAAUUAUGUUAAAUUUCUGACAAACCUGUUCCAACAAUAGUUUCUCCUUUGGAUUAUCAUGGACUGGAAGGGCAAUAGAUAGAGUCAUGAUAGCAGACAACAGCUCCUGUACAAGAUAAGUAAAGAGGGGAAUUAUGCCCAGGGUCUCUGGAGCCAUAGACUGGGAUUUAAGGAGAGAUGGAGUGAAAUGUGCCUUUGCAGACAGUGAAGCGAAGGUGAUACCCUGCCCCAGCCAGCAAAGUCCCAUGGGUAGACAAGAAUGUAGCUUCAGCAGAGAAGCAUCUUGAGGAGCCAGACUCCAGAGCAUGUAUUUAUCCUUCAGCACCCAGAAAUGAGAAUGUUAAACAGAUGACUCCUUGAGCCCACCUCCCUUUGAGAAACCUGCUAGCUGCUGGGGAAAUGUCCAUACUGGUGGUUGUCUAGCAAAAAAAAAACCCUGAUAGCCACUGGACAACCCAUUUUGUGCUGCCACAUGUAGAGUGGUAGAGUACAGAUGUACACCUGGAACGAACAAUGCCCAGGGGCUGGUAGGAAGCCAAGCCUUAAUGUGGCUGCGCCCCACAAAGCAUCUGCAGAAGGCUUGGUCUGAGACCCUUCUGUUAUUGCCAGUCUGAUGGCUGAUGCUUUCCUGGCAGCCACUUCACCUGUCCCUGCGUCUCCAGCAGUGCUGCCCACACUCUGUGCAGCACCACGGGGCUGGACUUGGCUCAGCAGGUGCAGAACCAGACAUAGCAGCGUUCUGAUGCACCUGGGCUUCACUUGGCAAAGCUCUGAGCCACCCUGAAGGGCUUGCAAAGCCCUUGUGGAAGGCUGACAAAUGCCACCUGCCAACCCCAAAUCAAGCAGGUCAGCCAUGAAAUUGGGAGGAAUACUGCUAGGAGCACAACUGUUCUGAGGCCAAAUCGCUGCCUGUUUUUGGUGAUCCACCUGUCAGAGCUGCUUUCUCACAGGUCUCUGCAGAGGGCUCAGGCACUGCCUGCGUGGUAGGGGGUGAGAGGGGUGGGAAGAGCUCUUCUCUGUAUCACAGAGAUCUUUCUUUUUUCUUUUCUUUUCCCCCUUUGCUUUUUUUUCCUCCUUUAAUUUACCUCAUGCUACCUCAUAGCAUGGUUGUAUCUCCGUAGCCACUUGCUCAGCCAUGUUCAUCGCUGGCACGAUGGAAGCCAACUCCCUGCUCGGUGAGACUAUCCCCAGGUUCUCCCAGGGAAGAGCAGUGCCCCUUCUGCAGCACCGUCUGAUGUCCCCACCACUGGUUUCCAGCCCACAGGCCAGGUUUUCCAGCGGGAUAAGGGCGGUGCAAUGAGCUCAGGGAUGCUGUGUUAUGCCAGGCCUCGCCCCAGCUGAGCAGCAGCACCAGAGCCAGGUCUGGCAGAGCUCUGCUGUGUCUUGAGUAUCUCUGCGUGGAGACCAGAGCCAGCUCUAACGGGUUGAAAUGUCUCCCUGACAUAGCUGUGACCAGGACACUUUUGCAGGACAGAAUCUGUACGUAACAACCUCCUGUCUUCUAAUAAAUAACUCUCUCUAAAACAGA